GAACAGGACGAGUCAAUGAUUCGUAUGUUCUAAUCACCGAGGUUUUGGGGCUUCUGAAAUUUCUGUUAGCGUCCUCGGAUCGACCCCAAAUUUUCGUUAUUGGAACAUGGAAUUUUGCCCAACUUGCGGGACCUUACUGCGGUAUGAGCUGCCUCAUAUGGACCGUCUUGGCAGAUUCUUCUGCCUGACGUGUGAAUAUGUGUGUCAGAUAGACAGCAAGGUUAAGAUAAAGAGAAAGCAACACUUAGCCAAGAAAGCACUAGAUCCCAUCUUCUCAGAAGAUGACAAGAAGAAUUGGCCAACAACUGAAGGUGUAUUCUCCUCUGUGCUAUGUGAUUGAUGAUCUAUGGAACAUUUUUUUGUUGAUAUCUUUACAUUGUUCGCAUGUGGUGUGUGAUUUUGCAAUAUAUUUUGUGUCAAAUGAAAGGUAACUUGGAGUUCUAAAUUAUUUGUUUAUUAUUUCUUGGGAUUGAGCAUCAUGAGUUGUGGUAACAUAUACGAAAUGGGCCCUGGUCUUUAUACUGUAAGUGUGUAACCAUGUACUUAACUCGUUUUUCCCCUUGAAAUCGGGAUCUAGUUCUUCUCCAAUACUUUUCUCGUCAUUUCCAUCCUUACUAAAUCACACCAUAUGUUAAAGGGAUCCACUUAUUUACAAUGGAUCCCACUUGAGUUCAUGUUUGGUGAUCUACCAAGAAGGGCAAUGAAGAAAAAAUGUAUUGGAGGGGAUCUCAUUUCCGAAAUCUAAAACAUGUACAUAACUAUACUAAUGCCUUUUAUAAUAAGAUAGACCACCCUGUUUAAGUUCUACAAUAACUUAAUAGCCCAUCACCUUGUUGAUCCAUUUUUUAAAUGCCGGCUUCUAUCAUAUUGAGGUUUCUAAUAGUUGUCUCCAUGACGGUUCAAAAAUAGAUGUACUAAUUUCUUUCUUCUUCUUAUUGUUGUUGUUGUGUUUUUGCUACUUAUUUAUAUCUUCUUCUUUUUUUUCCCCCAGUCUUCCAUUAGGCCAAGGUUGGUGGGUUAUGUUAGUGUUCUAGAUGAUAGAUUGCACCGAAUCCCACUGAUAGCCUGUGUUGAUUAAAACUUGGUUCUGAAUAUUGUUUUAUGUCAGUCCUCUCCGUAUUGGAGUUAUUAAAAAAAGUUUUGACAUUGCCAUUGUUUGAAAUUGGGGUCAUAGUUGGACAGUGCUAUUUGUUGAUGUGACUUUGAAUUAAUUAAGUAAAUAUUAAUUUUCUUCUUUUCUUCUCCUCUUAAUGAGGUUGGGGCCACAGAAUUUGUGACUUUUCUAGGUGAAACUAUCGUUCUCAACUUUAUCAUCUAAAUUCCCGACUCUCAACUUUAUCAUCUAAAUUCCCGACAUGCCAGGUUAUUUUUGUAUCUAUCUGGAGUGGAAACUAUCCAAUUUCCAGAAAGAACCAUUGUAUUAUUGCAUUUUUAUUUCCGCAUUUAAUCAUUUUUUAGUAUGGUACAAAAUUCUUCAUUUGAUCAAAUGGAACUAUACGGUUGAGUUAUUCUAUUACAGUUUUGCAUAUCAAACAGAGUAUGAAAGGAGCUAGGUCCACAUCUACCGAAUGCAUCUUUACCACAAAUGAACCUAUUCAUAUGCAGCUUAGUAACCUGGUCUCUCAUGGUCUAAAACUGGUGAUAGAUUGGAAUCAAACAUAGAGUAAGAGGUAGCACAACUUGAAGAUAAAAAGAGCGUUGAGAUGGUAUUUCCAUUUUUAACAACAGGAGUUUUAUGAUUUAAGAUGAAGGUUCUAUGGGGAUAAGGGGACAUCCAAAAAGUCUAUAAUAGACUAGAAUUAUGUUAUAAGUGCUUUUGUUGCUGAGCCAAAUAGUUCCGGAUUAUUUUAAUUGAUUUCAGGCAGGCCUUUGAGCCAAAGUUUAGGGAACACCAGCUUCACUCACUAACAUUGGAAAAAUCUUAUUCUGCAGUUUUCACUAUACACCAUUGGAAUAAUUUGUUGUCUUUGUUAAUUCUGUAUGUGUUAUAUCCUUAGAGUAUUAAUUUGCAUGGCUGAGAUCCUGGUUCUAGUUCAGUUGUUGGUUCUAGUGCAAUUCUACAUAGAAAAGUAUUGGUAAGUAGUAACUGUUUGUGUCAUUCUUGAUGCUACUUUCUGUGGACGGCAGCUUACAGUUUUGCACUCCCCUUCCCCCUUUUCUUUCUUUCUUUCUUUCUUUUGACAGCAACGUGCCCGAAGUGUGGUUUUGGGAAGGCUGCUUUUUAUCAAAUGCAGAUUAGGUCAGCUGAUGAGCCCAUGACAACAUUUUACGAGUGCUUGGAUUGUGGCAGACAGUGGCGUGAGGACUAAAUGUUGUCUUGGACGCAUCUUUUAUGCUUCUAUUCAGGGUUCAUAUGGCUGUCUCGCCUGAUCAGGCACCAUUGCUUUCUGGGUAUUUCACAUUUUGGUUUUCCUGUACGUCUAGUUCGAUUUUGUCCAUGCGAUGAUGAACCUUUCAAUCUUACUCGCUGUAUUUAAGACAUCAUGACAUUUUAUUCCAUCUGCCAUUUUUCAGUUGGCCAACUAUUGGGUCUGGUUUUGUCCUUUUUUUAUUUAGAAUCAAGCUUGGUCCGAUCCCAAAGGUUUAAAGGAGGCAAAAUGUACUAUUUUGGUGAUUGCGUUGUGUAAACUUCAUUACUUGGUUGCAUAAUACAGCUUUUAU
Ilex paraguariensis (yerba mate) is the source of this 2661-nucleotide messenger RNA. NCBI's taxonomy places the organism in Eukaryota, Viridiplantae, Streptophyta, Magnoliopsida, Aquifoliales, Aquifoliaceae. The record is from the annotation of a GenBank genome assembly.